AUGGGUCACCAGGAGCUCUACUGUGGCCAUCCAAGGAAAUUUGGCCUGGGUUGUCAUUCCUGUCCCAUCUGCACAAACCGGCAAAGUCUGAUGUGGAAAUACUGUGUCACUAUGUGCCUCCAGGGUCUCCUUCAGUAUGGGAAGAAUAUGGGCUUCAUUAAAUUGGAUUAUGUAUCAUCUGAACUUCUUGGUGCCACCCUGUGGCAAUUAGGAUUAGGACAGUGA
Neofelis nebulosa (Clouded leopard) is the source of this 225-nucleotide messenger RNA. RefSeq names its product small ribosomal subunit protein uS14-like. Gene Ontology annotation, molecular function: structural constituent of ribosome; zinc ion binding. The record is from RefSeq and is a predicted model, not a curated record. The transcript has 2 exons. Gene Ontology annotation, cellular component: cytosolic small ribosomal subunit. Bases 1 to 225 code for a protein of 74 amino acids. Lineage: Eukaryota; Metazoa; Chordata; Mammalia; Carnivora; Felidae.